Messenger RNA from Hylaeus anthracinus, 1625 nucleotides. RefSeq names its product dipeptidase 1-like. The coding region runs from base 234 to 1514 and encodes 426 amino acids. The record is from RefSeq and is a predicted model, not a curated record. Gene Ontology annotation, molecular function: metallodipeptidase activity. NCBI's taxonomy places the organism in Eukaryota, Metazoa, Arthropoda, Insecta, Hymenoptera, Colletidae. The transcript has 11 exons. Gene Ontology annotation, biological process: proteolysis.
UUAUCGAAGUCGCGAUAGUGUCUUUUCUCUCGGGAAAUUCUCGUCUAUCCUCUCAUACGUAAUAUAAACCACGGAUUGUGUUCUUAUCAGAAAUAUAUCGCGAUACCUGUAAUAUUUACGAAUUAGAAAGUAACGUAACAAGUUACAGCGUAUCUCUACGGUACAGCGAACCUAUACAAGGAGCAACCAUAUGUUUGUGUACAAAGUUCGCAGCGACGUGUUGCACUGGAAAGAUGGUGUACUUGAACGCUGCGGUGUGCAUCUCGGUGUUGCUGCUCGUAGUUGGCCUAUCCGUAGGGCUUAGCGUUGGUAACUUCAAAGGAAGCGAUGUCCUCAACUCUGCGCCACUUAUCGACGGACACAACGAUUUCCCAUACAAUUUGUACUCGAAGUUGAACAACAAGUUACAGGGAUUCGAUUUCGAUAAGAAUCUCAGCAGCGACCCGACUUGGGGGAAAAGCGCUUGCGAGUUCUGCUUUACAGAUCUCCCUCGAUUGAGGAAGGGAAAAGUGGGCGGACAAUUCUGGGUUGCGUACGUAUCGUGCGCCUCGCAAUUCAAAGACGCGGUACAACUGACGUUGCGACAAAUCGAUGUCAUCCAGAGACUGGUAGCCAGAUACCCGAACGAUUUGCAAUUUGUCACCAAGGCCGACCACAUCGAGGCAGCGUUUAAAAAUGGAAAAAUUGCCUCGAUGAUUGGCGUCGAAGGAGGCCACUCCAUCGAUUCCAGUUUGGCGGUUCUAAGGCUCUAUUAUCAGCUCGGUGUGCGCUACCUUACAUUGACUCACUCGUGCAACACGCCGUGGGCUGAUGCAUCGCCAGUAAACGAUGGUUCUGUCCACAACCUCACAGACUUUGGAGCUGCGGUUGUCUACGAAAUGAAUCGACUGGGAAUGAUGGUAGACCUGUCGCACGUCUCCCACAACGUUAUGAGGGAAGUCCUUGCUAUAACAAAGGCUCCUGUUAUGUUCUCGCAUUCGUCAGCGUUCAGCGUUUGCAACCAUUAUCGUAAUGUUCCCGACGACGUGCUCCACUCAGUCAAAAAUAACAACGGUGUCGUGAUGGUGAACUUUUACUCUGGUUUCGUGAACUGCAACUCCUCUAGAAACGCGACGAUGCAGGAUGUCAUAGAUCACAUAAAUCACAUUCGCAAUCUUAUCGGAGCGGACCACGUUGGUAUUGGAGCAGACUAUGACGGCGUGGAGUCGAUGCCCGAGGGGUUGGAUGACGUUUCCACCUACACAGAUCUUUUCGAUCGUCUUUAUGAAAGCGAAGUGGAGCCAAGAUGGACGAAAGAAGAACUCGAGAAACUAGCCGGCAGAAAUUUAAUCCGCGUAUUCAAAGCUGUGGAAUUGGUCCGAGAUAUGUUAGCAUCGGAGCCCCCACGAGAAGAUAUCAUCAACGGAAUGGAUUUGUACAACGCGGAAUUAAACAGUGGUAUGAAGCCAGGCUCGUGCAACACUGCGAAAGAAUGGCACGGGCUUAACGUUACGACGAAUGAUGAGAAUUUUUAAUGAUUUAUUUAAGGCAAACGAUGUUACGCGACAUAUGGCGAAAGAUUUAUUUUCUCAUUCUGUAUGUUCCUAUUGUAAUCGAAAUAAAGAAAAUUUGAUAAAGUGUGUAUA